CACAUGUUUUAAACCGGGCGUCUUGUGGCUUUGAUUAUUUUCAAAAUAAUAUUUUGUUUAGUAAAAUGCUGCGUGUUACACAAACGAAAAACUCGCUGCUCGAUGGCGCCUCCAUGAGCGGCGAGCUCUAUACGACGCCCAAGGAUUGCGAGGAUUUCUUUGAGAGCAUAGAGAAGCCCACAACGGUUAUUGCAGCACCACGCUCCACUUUUAUAAGAGCUGGCGUGUUGACCACAGUGCGUGGCUCUGCUUACAUGGAAUAUGGCAAUACCAAAGUGCUGGCCAUAGUGGCGCCACCGCGGGAAUUGGUGCGGUCGAGUGUGCGUCGUGUGAGCAUGGGAGUCAUCAAUUGUUAUGUGAAUUUCGCAGCAUUUGCCACAGAUGAGCUGGAGUUGGUGCCGGAGCGGGAAAAGCAUUUGAGCAGCAUGUUGACCAAGGCACUGCAACCUCUAGUGUGUCGCAAUGAGUUUCUCAAUUUUCAACUGGACAUUCGAGUGCUGAUCUUGGAUGACGAUGGUUGUUUGCUGAGCACAGCCAUCAAUUGCUGCGGCGUCGCACUCAUCGAGUGUGGCAUAUCCACAUAUGACCUAAUAACCGCCUCCACAGCGUGCAUCUAUCGCGAUUAUGUGUUUGUCAAUCCCAGUGCCAAGGUGGAGGAGUUACUCUGGCAGCAUCGAGGCGGCAAUGCUUUGUUGGGCAGCAGCAGCCAUGAGAAAGAUGAACCAAUACAAGAGCAUGGACUGCUGAUCAAUGCCAGCAUGGACACAUUCGAGCAGUUGGCACAGUGUCAACAAUGUGGUUACCUCAAGCCCGAGACCUAUGUGCAACUGCUAGACUAUACGCUGGAGAUCAACAGAUCCCUGCGUGAGCUUAUCAAACGCGUGCUCACGGAACGUGUCCAGGAGCAGCACACGCUGGACAUGCGCGAGCGGGAUGAGGACAGGCUGCAGGAUGAGCGUCUGGCUGCCAUCAUUGAGCGACUUCAGCAGCAGGGUCUCAAUGAGUUCAUCAUGUCCAACAUUAAAGAGGAUCCACACACCGCCAAAUAAAAUCUUCUGUUUUGAAAAAACUGA
Molecule: messenger RNA, 1073 nt
Organism: Drosophila innubila
Lineage: Eukaryota; Metazoa; Arthropoda; Insecta; Diptera; Drosophilidae
Gene: Mtr3
Product: exosome complex component MTR3
Exons: 2
Coding region: 66-1049 (327 amino acids)
Biological process (GO): U4 snRNA 3'-end processing; poly(A)-dependent snoRNA 3'-end processing; rRNA catabolic process
Cellular component (GO): nucleolus; nuclear exosome (RNase complex); cytoplasmic exosome (RNase complex)
Source: RefSeq, a predicted model, not a curated record